AUGGACACAACCACCGCCAGCUGGGACUUUGCACCCGCCGUGCCCGACAACCCCGACGAAUGGGAGGACUGGUUGCGCAUGGACUUCGCCGACGAUCCCGUUUCGCCCAAUAGUUCAACCAAGACGAGCAACAACUCUCCCAUGCAAGACAUCAACUUCAAUGCCGACCAAUUUCCUCCUUUGAAUGUCGACGAGACACUUGCGCCGCCACUGAUAGUUGGCGACGAUGCCAACUUUGGCGACUUUUCCUUCGCCGACGCCGCUUUCGACUUUGGCCCAGCUCAACCCAACACCAAGACCGACGACCUACCAUUUCUCUUUGGCGCCGAGUCCAGCAAUUUACAACCCCUCGUGGACCACUUGCACACUGGUCCAAAAGAGGCUUCACCCUCAUCUUCAUCUUUAUGGCCACCCAUUGGCCAGAACAUCAAUGCACCCCAGCAGGGCGAACUGCUCGCCCCUAUAAUCCUCGGUAGCAACGACUACCCUGCAUCUGGACCAGCAUCCGUCUCGAGCACAAGUCAACACCGUAGUAGUCCUGCCUCCACAUCACAUGCCCGCACGAGCGUAUCGUCCAUAUCACCUGCACCAGAGCAAGCGGAACAACCUGCAAAGAAGAAGGGUGGAAGGAAGCGAAAGGUGUCGAACAGCGAUGAGGAACAACAGAGUCCAGAAGAUGGAGGACCUCCGAUCAAGAAGACGUCGCACAAUGUCAUCGAGAAGCGAUACCGCAACAACUUGAACGACAAGAUUGCCGAACUUCGUGACAGCGUGCCCAGUCUCAGAGCCAUGUCGCGACCCAGUGGCAACGAUGAUUCUGAGGAUCUCGAGGGCCUGACACCAGCGCAUAAGUUGAACAAGGCCACAGUGUUGGCUAAGGCUACUGAAUACAUCAAACACUUGGAAAAGAGAGCAAAGACACAGGCAGACGAGUUGACUCAACUCAAGACUCGCAUGGCAAAUAUGGAGAAGGUCAUGGCAAGGUCCGCUACUGCCAACCAGCAUGCCGGUAUCCUCACACCCGCCAUUGCUCGCUCAAGGCAGGGCUCGAUUGCCUCUCAAGCACCGAGACGUAUUCAGCAAGACCAAUAUAUGCAACAACAUUCCCAACCCGCCUACGAACCUCAAGAAACCCUCGUCGAGCCUGGACAGAACAACCUUGUCAACGCUCAGGGUGCAGGCAAUGGCUUCGUCGGCAAACUCAUGGUCGGCUCGUUGGCUGCUCUCAUGGUUAUGGAAGGCUUCCACGAGCAAGAACAAGAUUCUCACUCUACAUCUGGAAGAGGCCUAUUUGCUGCCCCUGUGCACUUGAUCAAGCGUGGUCAAUUCCUCAGAUCUCCAUCACAUGCUGCCUAUGGCUCGUCAGCCCAGGCUGCGCUUCCUCUACUCAAGACUUUCUUGGUCUUUGGUGCCUUCAUCUAUAUCCUCCUUCCUCUGCUUCGUUUCAAACCACAACCAAAGCAAAAGCACUCGAUCCGUAUCUGCCUCACCGCCGCACCUUCUCUUGCUUCCCCGGUCGAAGUCCGCCGUAAGGCUUGGCUUACCGCUGUGCAAAGUGUCUGGAUGCCUCGUCACUUCUUGCUUGAAGUUGUCUCUGUGACAUGCAAGAUGAUCAUGCUUAGUCUGCGUCGUCUCGUCGGCUCUGAGUUCUACUCGCGUGUAUCCGGCAAGACUCCCGACGAUGAGGCUGCUCGUAUCAAAGCAUGGGACAUUGCUAUUGACGCUCAACUUGCUGGUGGUGACGCCGAGGUCAGCUAUUACCGCUUGCUGCUUACCCUCAUGGCCUCUGGUACUCUUCCAGACUCUCCCAUCCGUCUCAUGCAAAAGGCUGUCCACUUCCGUAUCUUCUUCUGGGAAGUCGCUAAUGCUGGUUAUGGCAACAUGUUCAUGUUCGGAGACUUCACUGCCAAGGUGGGCAGGAUUUACUGGGACUCUGCUCGCAAACAACAACACGCCCUUGCUGCCGGCGAGUACACUGAGAAGCAGAUUGCCGAUGACAAGAUCGAGAAGCUGCCUGAUUACCUUGCCGAGCUGAUCGAGCUCGACUGUGACGAUGUUCUGACUGAUGAGAUGAUCCAACGUGCUUACAACCUCGCAUGGAACAGACCCAGUGCUGAGAAGACCAUCCCUAAUCAGACCAUGAACAGUGUGGUGGAAGAUCACGCUAUUCGAUCCCCUCUUGACGCUGUUGCUGCUUGGUUCGCCAAUAUGACCGUCGACGCUGCACUUACUCGUGCCCUGGACAGCGAUACCAAGACUGCGACCGAUGUACAAUAUCUCAUCGACUUGGCCAACAAGACUGCUCCUCCUGCGUCGGCGACCCAAACCCGCGCUCAUGUGGCAAAGGCUGUCCUUCUUGACAGCGGCCGUGCAGCACACAUCAUUGCCGCUCUGGAUACUCUACCAACGGUCACAUCUACUGACGGCCUGGAUAUGCCCUCAAACAUGAUCACCCAUACACCCAUCUCCCCAGACACACACAGCGCUCUUACCCUUGCGAAGAUCCUCUCCAUCGUCUCACCUACCAAUCCUACUCCUGCGCGUGUGCAUGCCGCCUCUGUUCUGUCUUCAAUGCACCUCAUGCCCAACAGAAUCACACUGCUCACCGCUGUUGCUGCUUACAAGGUUCUGUCAGCUUUCUCAUCUGAUGCUCUACUUUUCAACAGUGGCAAGGUUGGCUUAGAUGACAUGGCUGGCAACCUCAGAGUAUGGAUUGGUACUCGUGCUGCCAAGACUGCAGGUUUGACCAGAGAGCAGAAAGCUGCGAUCGUCGAGUCUUGUCUCGGUGUCAGCAAACGUGUGGGCGGUUGGAAAGACGAAGAAGAGAAAGACAGCGGGCGUUUCAAGAUGGAGAAUGUGUCUCCCAGCAAGAGCUUGGUUGAAGACCCGGAGGAUACAAGGCAUAGAGACGGAUAUGGGUAUUGGGUUUUAUGGAGGGUUAAUGGUGUUCUUCCCGAUGUCGUUUCCCCCAUGUCCGCCAUCCUGGCCUACGAACAGCAAAACUCCAUCCCCAUCGGCUGGAUCAACACCGCAAUCUCAGCCUCUGGCAAAACCGGCUCGUGGGCAAAACUCGAACGCGGACAAACAUCCCUCGACACCUCCUUCUUUUCCGCAUUCACCUCUGACCUCUGCGACGAAAAGCUAUGGCGAAACUUCUACAUCAAGUACUUGGAAAAGAGCAGAAAAGAAAGUACAGCACAAGCAGCAGAGGAAGCCUUGUUCAAUGCCCCCGCUGCUCCGAAAAUCGAUGGGGAAAAACUGUUUUGGGAGAUGAUGACGGUGUCGAGGAAGCCUGAUCCUUAUAUGUGGCCUGCACUGCAAAAAUUGAGGAAACAUGCAGAAGAAAAGGGAUAUAUUCUUGCUGCGUUGAGCAAUACUUCCAUCUUUCCUUCUGGACACGAGUUCAACUCUUCCACUUCACCGGAUGGAGUGUUUCACUCUCAGUUACGCGGGCUUUUUGAUUUGUUUGUUAGUUCGGCGCAUGUGGGAAUGAGAAAGCCGGACGAAGAGAUUUAUCAUUAUACGAUAGAUGCUUUGGAUAAGCUUGCUAGGGAAAGAGGAGACAAAGAUGGAGUUGCUGCGGGAGAUGUUGUCUUCUUCGACGAUAUCGGUACGAAUUUGAGGACGGGGAGGAAAGUGGGUAUGAGGACUGUCAAGGUAGAGCUGGGGAGGGCGGAUAAAGCCGUGGCGGAGUUGGAGAGGUUGACUGGGUUGACGUUGAAGGGCGAGUCUGCCAAGUUGUAG
Aureobasidium uvarum is the source of this 3744-nucleotide messenger RNA. The record is from the annotation of a GenBank genome assembly. NCBI's taxonomy places the organism in Eukaryota, Fungi, Ascomycota, Dothideomycetes, Dothideales, Saccotheciaceae.